AUGGUGCACGUUGUUGCUGUGGCCGGCGGUCAAGGGGAUAAGCUCGAUGAUGAGUCGACAAUUUAUGUGGACUACACCAAUGCCUCUCACAUUCGUGAUUCACUAGAGAAAUACAAUGUCGAAGUGGUUAUUUCGUGUCUGAACGUCAUCUGUCCGGAGGCUAGUCAGGCAGAGGUCAACUUAGCUCGAGCCUGUGACUCUUCCAGUAGCACCCGCAGAUUCAUAGCUAGCCAAUGGUCGAUCAAAGUUGCUCAAGGAUCACCACUACCCGACUUCUCAGCUGCUGUCAAAAGGUGGGUUUGGCCCGAUUGGUUCGCUUGGCCACCUAUGGAUCAACGCUCCAUUGCUGCCACUCUUGCAGUGCUUUCGCAAACGAAGCUCGAGUAUACUGUUGUAUCCAAUGGACAUUUCUCUGACUACUAUGGAUACCCCAUAGUCAAGACCUAUCUCAAACAUGCUGCUUUUCUGGUCGACAUAGCCAACAAGACAACUGCUAUCCCAGGUUCUGGCCAAGAUAAGAUCGCUUUCACGUAUAGCUUUGACGUUACACGUUUCGUGGAUGCUUUGGUAAACACGAAGGACAAAUGGCCAAAGCAUAGUGUCAUCAUCGGUGAGAAGAUCACGGCGAACAAGAUUGUUGCCAUUGCUGAAGAUGCGAGAGGGGAACGAUUCUCCGUGGUCCAUGACGAUGUAAACAAGUUGAAGUCUCUACAGGUCACUGAACUUCCAUCACAUGUAGAGGCAUACAAGUUCUUUCCCAAGCCUAUGUUGCAGACUCUGCUUGCUGCUAUAGGCUUAUGGAUUACUGAAGGUCAUUUUAACUUGGCCUAUGAAGCAUCACUUAACCAGAUGUUUCCCAAUAUUGAGUUGACAUCUGUAAAGGAACUAAUUGAUCAGGCAUGGAAGGCUUAA
Messenger RNA from Fusarium odoratissimum NRRL 54006, 912 nucleotides. RefSeq lists its product as uncharacterized. Bases 1 to 912 code for a protein of 303 amino acids. The record is from RefSeq and is a predicted model, not a curated record. Lineage: Eukaryota; Fungi; Ascomycota; Sordariomycetes; Hypocreales; Nectriaceae. The transcript is spliced from 5 exons.